UUGACUCUCCUGAGUACUAACUGCUAUGCUAGCUAGCUUCUCAAAACGACCAAACAUUUCCCUUAUAUCUGAGUAGGUGGUGCAAUAUAAGAUGCCUCCCAAGAAGAAAGGAUCAAGUAAAAAGCCUCCAAAGGCGAUUACUCCCACGCUUAUUGAUGGCCUUUCCAAAGAUGAGAUGUCCAAGGAGCAGCUGGAAGAACACAUUGUGCGCCUUCGAGAGGAGUUGGAUAGAGAGAGGGAAGAGAGAAACUACUUUCAGCUCGAGAGGGACAAAAUCCACUCGUUUUGGAAGAUCACAGAAAGACAACUUCAGGAGGUCAAGGCUGAGUUGAAGAACUUUGAUAAGGACAUAGAAGAGGAUGAGGGGCGCCACCAAGUAGAGAUCAAGGUCUAUAAGCAGAAGAUGAAGCACCUCCUGUGUGAACAUCAGAACACCAUCUCUGAGUUGAGAGCAGAUGCUUUAGUCUCCACUCAGGCGGGGCAAAAAGAGCAAGGACAGCUAGAGGCUCAGCUUCAUAAGGACAUGAAGGCCAUCAUGGUCGACAAGCAGGCACACGAUAAUGAAAACCUCGUCAAGGAACUUGAUCUGACAAAUGCUGAAGAAAUUGCUGAAAUAAGGGACAGCUUGGAGAAGAAACUCGCAGGAAUCCAAGCCAAGUAUGAGAAAAAGAUGGAUUCACUGCCAUUAGAGCUGUACAACAUGAGGAAACAAGAGACCAGUCAGAGAGAAGCACUUUGGAACAGACACAUUAACACUGUUAUAGAAGACCACAACCAAACCUUUAAGGAAGCUAAAGCUCUCGUUGAUAGCAUGCCUCAGGAUUUGGAUACGAACGAUACAGUCAAGCUCCUAAUACAAGCCAUGAAGUGCAAACAGAAGCAGAAGAUACAGGAUUUGACCGAUCUUUGGGACGAUAACAAACGUCUCACUGAGCUUCUAUCCAACGUCAAAGAGCAAAUUGUUAAAAAGGAGAAAAAAAUCCAUAACUAUACAAAGAACACGGAUUUCAAUGAAAAGCUCAAAAAGAAUGAGCUGGAUGAUCUGAAACGGGAAUGUGAAACUAUGGAACAGAAAUUCAGCAAGCUUCAGCAGGAGAGGGAUGAGCUAAUCAAGACUUUCACUGAGAACGUUCAGAAGGUGCAGCAUAAAGUGAAUCUGAAGAGCUCGCUGCUGGAGUUGAAGCUGGAAGGCCUGAUAGAGAGCGUGGAGAAGACGCAGGCUCAGCUCUUCUCUGUGAUUUCUGCCUCUAACAUGGACCAAACUGCCAUUAAUGGGGUCACUAACAAAAUUGAGGAAUAUCUUGACUCCAGUAAUAAUUCCAUCAAGAAGUUACAGAAUAAAAGAGCUCAGAUUUCCAAGGCUCGUAAGGAUUUGCUGCUGACCUACGAAGCAAAGCAAAGAUCUCUCCGUGUCUCGGUGGAGGGGCUUUGAGUUAAACCCUUUGAGAGCAGUCUUGUCGGGAAACAGUCUCUAAAAGGACUUGGAACUUGGAUUUGCCCAAAAAUGGGAAGUAAUAUACACCGUAAGAGUUAACAGCAAAUCAUCUCUUUUUUUUGCCUCUGAUAUCAUUUGUCUGACAGCUUUGUCAUAUUUUAUAUUCAUACAGACACACAAUUAAUACCAUCAUGUUUUCUUAAUUUGAAAAUAUAUAUUUGGAAUAAUGUAGUUAUGAACAGAUAGGAGUUUACCCUCGGUUUAGACUAAGAGGUCCAUCGUGCCCUUGGUUCAUACUGCCCUCCGAAGGCAGAGAGGAAUAACUGCGGAACGACUGCAGUAAUGUUGUAGUUUUCAAACAGACCAGCAAACUCUGUAACACAUAAAAGUUUGAAUGCCUUAAUUUGUCGAUUUAGUUGACUUCUUAAAGUCAUUGUCAAAGACCAAAAAUAGUAUCUAAAAGCUACUCCUAAAGGAAAACCUCGUGCCUCUACACAAAAAGUCUUAUGUCAUUUAUUUUUGAGCUAGUUUGUUUAAGUAUAGUCUUUUUGAUUAUAUUAUUUUCUUUAUGAUCCUUUUGCAAAUGGUUCAUAUGGAUUUAGUACAUUUUUAUUAUCCUGUGUGUCAGGCCAGAUAUUCAGAAGUAUAUACAAAUUGAUAUAAUAAAUGAAACUAGGAUUAAAUAGUUACUGAAAAUGUGCAUCCUAAGUGAAUGUUUAAAGAAAGGGUGUGAUGUUUUUUCCAUGGUAAAAGAGAUUCUGGUCUUAGCUCAGUUUGGGCCAACAUUUUAGUUUUCACUACUAGUGGUAGUAGUAUAUACUUGUAGUUGUAAUGAGUCACUGGAUUUAGCUUCUAAUGGAGAUUUGCAUCCAUUUCACUUAAUCUAAACUGAUAUAAAGUUAAGAAAAACUAAAUUAGUUGCAAUGUGCAACAAUUUCCCUAUCUGUCAAGAGUAUGAACUAAGCUCUGGGGAUGACAUAAAGUUUUUUAUUUGGUUUUAUCUCCAACUAACAGCUCACAUCUUUCAGGGAUACGUAACAUUUUAAAAGCAUUUUCAUCAAAACACAUUUUCUGUUGGGGAUAAUCUGCUCUAUUUUGGUCAUUUGUGCAAUCUGUCUGCACUUAAAAAGUGAUGGGUUUAUAUCAGGCUUAGAGGAAAUAUAAUACAUAAAUAGUACCUAAAACCUCUUUAAACAUUAUUUCUGAUAAUUACAGAGA
Molecule: messenger RNA, 2653 nt
Organism: Notothenia coriiceps (black rockcod)
Lineage: Eukaryota; Metazoa; Chordata; Actinopteri; Perciformes; Nototheniidae
Product: growth arrest-specific protein 8-like
Exons: 11
Coding region: 92-1432 (446 amino acids)
Biological process (GO): flagellated sperm motility
Cellular component (GO): Golgi apparatus; microtubule; motile cilium
Molecular function (GO): microtubule binding; small GTPase binding
Source: RefSeq, a predicted model, not a curated record